ACACGGUGCAUUUGACUGGGAGAUCAGCCCCACUCGGUCGUAUCCAUUUCCUGUAUCAAGGGCCGGCUGCCCAUUUUUAAAAUCCCCUUCUUAAAAUCAGGGUAGGGGGGGAAAAACCUCCCAAUUUAGCAGGAGGCUAAAUACAUUGUAACUUGUUAGGCAAAUGUUUUCACCUGCUUGACCAAUUAGCUUCCUCUCCCAGAAAGACUAGUUAAACAGGUUUCCUUUUUCUCGUUCUCAGCCUCCUGGGUUGGGGAAAAAGGCUGUCACUUCACUUCGACCCUCCCCUUCCCUCCCUCUGGGUUCUUCCACACUCGGUCCGACCAAUAGCGCCGGUUCGAACGUGUCCAGGUUGGCGGCCCAAAGAGCCGGCGGGGCCUGGAUGCGCCGAGGGGCGGAGGGCGUGGGGAGGGCACGGCGCGGCUCGCUUGGCUUGCGCCCGGGAGCAGGGAGCCCGGAGGAGGAGACUGGAAGAGCGAGAAGGUCUGAAGGUGCCCUCCAGACACGACCCUGAUGACUGAAAUACAGCAAGAUGUGGAAGACACAAAGCCUGCAAAAGUUCUCGGGAAAAGAGAGAGCAAAGUUGGCUCAACCCACUCAGAGGCUGAGAAUGGCGUGGAGGAGAAGAAGAAGAUCUACAGGUUGCCGACAGCCCAGUCCCCCACCCCAUCCAGCGAGGCUGAGUCCCCGGACCAGAAGAGAGUCAUUUGCCUGUGGUCAAAAUCCGGUUCCGAUGGUACCUCCUCCUUAGCAGGUGAUAAGAACGACUGUAAGACAGAAAGCAAAACUGACUCCAAGGCUGAAAGGAAAAAGUCUUCGUCUUCCAGCCAGUACAAGGCAAAUAUGCACUUUCACAAGUUGUUUCUUGAUGUCCCAACGGAGGAACCACUGAGGCAAAGCUUUACCUGUGCUCUACAGAAAGAAAUACUAUACCAAGGAAAGCUCUUUGUAUCAGAAAACUGGAUUUGUUUUCACUCGAAGGUCUUUGGAAAAGACACUAAGAUCUCCAUUCCAGCUUUCUCGGUAACCCUAAUAAAGAAAACCAAAACUGCCCUUCUGGUGCCAAAUGCCCUGAUUAUAACGACUGUCACAGACAGGUACAUAUUUGUCUCCUUACUCUCCAGAGAUUCAACUUACAAACUACUAAAAUCUGUGUGUGGACACUUAGAUAAUACAAGCAUUGGUAACAGCCCUAAUCCAUCUCCUGCCGAGAACAGUUUCCGACCAGACCGUCCGUCAUCUCUGCCUCUGGAUUUCAAUGAUGAAUUCUCAGAUCUGGAUGGAGUGGUUCGACAAAGAAGGCAAGAUAUGGAAGGAUACAGCAGUUCUGGCUCUCAGACUCCUGAAUCUGAGAACUCUCGAGAUUUCCAUGUGACAGAGUCUCAGACAGUUCUGAAUGUCUCCAAAGGAGAAACAAAACCAGCUUGGGCGGAUGCCCAUGUGAACAGAGUGCCUGAAGGAAAAGCCAAGAGCCUUCCUAUACAUGGUCAGUCAGAAACCAUUGGAGUAUUACACAAAGUAAAGUCUCAGAAAUGUCUGACUCUCCACCACAUUCUUGUAGUUUAUGCAAUUGUUGUCUGUGCGCUAAUCAUCUCGACCUUCUACAUGAGAUACAGAAUUAAUACACUGGAGGAGCGGCUGGGAUUGCUAACCUCCAUUGUGGACACCCAUCGUACUGAAUACAAAACAACUUACAAAAGCUGCUUGAGAAUGGGGACUGACCGACCUGGUUGCUUGGGCCAACGUAAUACCUCACACUUCCCUUUGAAAAAGGUGCUCCCUGAGGCGUUCUGGUGGAGAGCCCCCUGCUGGUCGGAAGAGCUCAUGGAUGGGAAUCCGAAGCCACAUUUGCGCUUGGAGGUCUCCAGCUCAGGAAAAGGGGGGGAGGAAGAGGUUAAUCUUGGUUCCUGUGCAAUAAAGGUUGACCUUGACUCUUCGAGGACAUUUUCAUUGCAGCUGCCUGAAGAAAGCAGUUUUCUGGAAGUCUCCAGGAAGGGCCCACUGGACAUUCUUGGGUGAUAAUGGUUCUGCAGUUUUGGAAGAAGGUGUCAGCAAACACACUCCACUCCCUUCCUUUUUAGUCUUUGCCACCCUCUUUUUCCCUCCUUUUCAUCCCUCAUAACUAACUUUGAAACUAAGGGAUAUAUCACAUACCUAUGUAGCUGUUAAGGUCCUUUAAAGAAGUAGCCCUGACUCUCCAGAAAAAACGGGAAGUGUCUCUAAUGGGCAGGCUUGAGUCAAACAAAUAACAUCCACAUGCUUCCCCCUUCUGCUGUUAUUUUCUGGUUUAAACCUUCUCAAUUAAGUAUUGGCAAGAAAUUCAGUGAAUUAAACUAUCCCGUUUAUGUUUUGUUUUGUCUUGUACCUGUGACUAAUACCUGAUUGGAGUGAUUCUCACUCACCCCAGGUCAGCAAUCCCUGAGGCAUGGAACUGAAGUACUAAAUUAAACUUAACGUUGAAACCAAAACUAAUCUUUAAACCAAAAAGUACAGUAGUGACUUACUAAAGGAUGAAAAACACUGAAUUUUUUAUGAUUGUGAGUGGACUAUGUUAGCAAUGUUAGGAUGUCUGUAUUAAAUGCCGAAAUCCAUUUCAGCAGAAUGAAAGCAUGUUUUUCUCCUUUGCUGCCUAAAAUAAAGAAAUAACUGGUGGUUUGCUAACUUCUAUUUACCAUAAUGGUUGACUGGUUUUUAUUAAUUAUAUAGGGUACCAUAAAAAAAUCUGUAUGUAUAAAAAGAUAUUCGGUUUUCUAUCUGCAAUGUAUUUUAUAAUCAUUUCUAUGAAAUGUAUUUUAUUUAAUCAGAUAAGCUAAUAAGUGAAUUGGUUACAUCAUUUUUAUUUGUUAGCCUACUGGGCAAGAACUGUGCCUGGUGCACUACUAAGCUUUUAAUAAAUGCUCAUUGGUUAAAAUGCCCUGCUAACACUGCAUUUUGUCUGUUUGUAAUUCCUUUAACUAAGACUUAAUAUGCUUUGUAACUGUCCACCUGCUCUCUGUUACUUCUAACUUACUUCCUACUUCUUUCCUCCUGUGUACUCAUUUCAAGGCUUAAAAAUAAUUUAGGCUCUUGGGUUAGAAUGGUAUAAUGAAAAGAAAAUGAACUUUGAAAUCAGAAGCCAACUUUUAUUCCUGGCUCCAUGUUUUAUGAGCUGUAUGACCUUAGACAAGAUAUUUGGCCAUUUUCCCCCAUGUUAUUGAUGAGGCUGAAAGUAUCUACAGAAGUGUCAACGUGAGGGUUAAAUGUGAUAAUGUCUCUAAAGCACGUAGCCACGUCAGGCAAGUAGUAUAGUCUCAUACCGGGUGCCAUUUUCAUUUUUGAAAAUGUCGUGUCUGGCAUUAAAAUUUUACAAAAGUUUUAUGUCAAUAUUCAAAGCCCAUUAGAGAUUCAAGAGUGGGUCAGCCACAUGUGGAGGGCAAAUUUUAGAACUGUAUGAAGAGCCUUAAAAAGGUUCAAAUUUCACUGAAUUAGUAAUCUGCCACUGGGAAUUUAUCCUAAAGCAAUAAUCAGACAUAUGGCCAAAGAUUUAUAUACCAUUUUCUUUGGUAUUAAAUAUAUUUGACAUAUGUAUACCAAACACCAAAACCAGUUGUCUUUGAGACUUGUAUGAAAACAAAAUAUUAGAGAAUCUAAAUAUUGGAUAGUAGCAGAAUGGUUAAAUGAUGCAGCUAUCUUAAAAAUGUAUUUUUGAAGACUGUCAUAGAAAAUAGCCUUAAAGGGGUAGGAUAUAUAGAAUGAUCCAUUUUUAUGAAGAGAACAAUACAUAUAUGUAUGUGUGUACAUGUAUGUAAAUACACAUACAGACAUGCUGAUGGAAGCAUUAAUCUUUCUGUAUUUUCUGUAAUACUUAUUACCUUUUUUAAAUCAGAUAAGGAGUUAAUUAAAAAGACUCUUGGUGACUCUCAGCAGAGACUCAGAUCUUACAGCAGCCACCCCUCACAGCACUGCCCUCGUUGUGCACCACGAACUUCAUAGCAACCACUCCAAGCUGACUCUUCAGAGAGACGAAGCUCCAUCAUUUCUAGGGUUAGCUGUUAUUAUUGGUUUGGGGUUUUUUGUUUGUUUGUUUUUUAUUAGUAGCUCCUGGGUCAAAAUCUGACACAGGUGGAUCUGAAUGGUAAAGUUCAGGUCAUAUGUCUGAAAGCAAGUAUCGGAUUUUUCAGACUCUGCCUCCUAGACAGAAAAGUAGGGAAUUCUAACAUAAGAAGAGGUUUCAGAUGCUGCAUGGCCAAAAUAAUGGCAAAUGUUCACUAUGCACCUUGCCUUUAGAAACUUGGGUAUUACCUUUCUGGAACCCUGGUGGCACAGUAGUUAAGACAGCAGCUGCUAAUGAGAAGGUCAGCAGUUCGAAUCCACCAGCUGCUCCUUGGAAACCCUAUGACACAGUUCUACUCUGUCCUGUAGGGUCACUAGGAGUCAGAAUUGACUCGAUGGCAACGGCUUUUUAUUUAUUUUGGUGAAUAGAAAUUACCCAUCUUAAGUAAACUGGAAAUGCUAUUAUUGAUAUUAACUUUCCAAGCUUUGUAAAUAUUUAAGCUACUUUCCUUCCUAUGGAGCCCUGGUGGCACAGUGGUUAAGAGGUCAUGUUAAUCAAAAGGUCAGCAGCUCAAAUCUACUAGCAGCAUCUUCAAACCCUAGGGGGCAGUUCUACUCUGUCCUGUAGGAUCACUAUGAGUUGCGAUCUGCUUGAAGGCAAUCGGUUUGGUUUUUUAGUUUGGUUCCUUCCUUUACUUCACAGCGCUCCAAGGUGUUUUCCAGGUAUUCAUUUUUCAAUUCUUUGAAACCGUUCCAGACACAUUUUUAAAGUGCCUUUUCCUUAUGUUACAUAACUCAUUUCUAUUCAUAAAUUCAUGGAUUCAGGGUAAAAAAAUUUGACUUAAAUUGUGGGUCAUCCUGUACGUUGUUAUUUUGAUUUAUGUAUAAUAAUGGCAGAACUCAGGUGAUGCUGUUCAGGUUUAUCUGUUUGUGCCGGGUAAUCUCAAGAAUGUAGACACAUAUUAUUAGCCCAGGCAAUUUUCCUGUCAAAAGCAUUUUUCUAAGUCAAAGUUCUACAGAUCUAUAAUAGUUAUGCCAUCAUUUUGGGUCAUAACCUGGUCCUCUAAAAAAACAGUCUGGUAAAAUAAUAUUCCUCUCACUCUUCGUUUAAGCCUGCCCCUGCUAAUGAUGAUGAUUUACUAAAUUCUUGCCAAAAAAAAAAUCUGAGUCAUUAGGUGAAGCAUCUUUGACUGCUGUGUCUCCAGUACUUCUCUGUUGUGUCCAGAUGCCUUUUCUCCUUUGAAAAAGUAGAGACCUGACUGACUCAACGGCAACUAACAACUUUAUGUUUAAACUAACUUACAUACCCAGUGUCCACCCUACGAAUAAUCCCAGUAUAUACAGUAAUGAAAAAUGGGAGGAGAAUGUAAGCCUUGCUUCCCGCAAAGUCACUGGCUCAGUGGGUUUUGGUGAACUACACAACCCAUUCUCCUUAAAUCUUUAAAAAUUCCACCAGAAAUUCUCACUUUCAGUGUUCUUGCUGGAAAUGACCUUGAUUAUACAAAGCCUUCUGAUAACACGGAAAUGAGAGAGCCUGUCAUACAAGGCAACUCACAUCCUCCUGUCCUGCCACUACAGCACCUAUUUUUAGCCAUGGUAGCAUGCCUUCCCCAGUAUCCAGAAAUCUACAGUUAUGUGUUGAGAAUGUUGCUUGUUCUGUUGCUGAUUGACUCUAGACUAAAUGUGCAUAUAGUUUUUUCAACUGUAUGUAAAAGUGCAUUUUGUUUUGUUUUCAUUCCUUCUGUCAUAUGAUGUCCUGUUGCCAUGGAUUCCAACUCAGUGACCCUGUAGGACAGAGUAGAACUGCCCUAUGUGGUUUCCAAGGAGCAGCUGUGGAUUCGAACUUCCCACCUUUUGGUUAGCAGCCAAGCCCUUAACCACUGUGUCAUCAGGGCUCUGCCUCAUAUGAUAAUAGGAUGGUAAACUGGCCAAUAAUCUCUGGACUCAAGCAGUGUAGGCUCUUCAACCCCCUGCCCCUCAUUCUUGGCCCUGACCAGACAGAAAUCCCAUCACCCCUUCUCUCCUUUUCCAUUCCAGGGUUAUGUUAAACUCUAUUCCUUCCUGUCUGCACAUAUAUGGGCUAUAUAUAGUAUUAUAUAGUAUAUAAUCUUGCCUGUGACCUAGUUGGAAUUGCUUGUCCCAAGAUGAAAGCUACUUUCCUGAGAGUGCAAUCCGAGGCAGUAGAAGUAGGAGGGAAGUAGCUUUGUUUGCUGCUAAAGGGAAUAUUUGUGAAGUUUUCGUCUACCAGCAUCAUCCUAACAGCAUCCUGAUUUGUUUUAACUUUUAACACCUUUACUUAACAACUUUUAACACCUUUACUUAACUUUUAACACCUUUAUAUUUACUAAGUAAUCCCCUUACAACCCCUCCUGACACCCCCACAUCCGCAAGCAGUCACUGAUCUGUUUUCUAUCACUAUAGACUAGUUUUCAUUUUCUAAAAUUUCAUAUAAAUGAAACCAUACAGUAUAUAAUCUUUUUUCCAUCUGGAUUCUUUCACUCAGUAUAAUUAUUCUGAGAUUCAUUUAUGUUGUCACAUGUUUUAAUAGUUCAUUCUACUUUUUUUCGAAACAGUAUUCCUUAAUAUGCAUAUAUGCCACAAUUUGUUUAUCCAUUUACUUGUAGAUGGAUGUUUGGGUUGUUUCUAGUUUUUGCCUAUUACAAAUAAAGCUACUAUGAACCUUGCCAUGCAAGUCUUUGUACAGAUGCACGCUU
Messenger RNA from Loxodonta africana (African savanna elephant), 6746 nucleotides. It is a transcript of the gene GRAMD2B, whose product is annotated as GRAM domain containing 2B. Bases 514 to 2019 code for a protein of 501 amino acids. Gene Ontology annotation, cellular component: cytoplasmic microtubule. The record is from RefSeq and is a predicted model, not a curated record. Lineage: Eukaryota; Metazoa; Chordata; Mammalia; Proboscidea; Elephantidae. The transcript has 13 exons.